UUAGUAACUGACUAGCCGUCGAACAGUGAGCAUCGUCGAACGAUCCAUCAAGAUUCUUGAUCAUACACUGAACAAUAAUUGAAGAAACAUGAAUAUAAGGCUGAUCCUGAUAUCGACGAUCUUCGUGUUAUUUGUGUUUGUCGACAUAGGAAAUGGAAAAUCAACCAGACGGAGAACUGGAAGCGGUGGUUGGGGAUUUGGAUCCCGUUCAAGGACAACGCCUCGUCCUCGAACUCCAACGUCUCACAAUUCGUACCAGCCGUCGAAUCAAGGAAGCUCAAAGUCGCCUCCGAGUAACAUAGGAUGGAACAUACCGGAUAAAAAACCAACUGGAACUAAUACCGCGGCGAAACCGUCUGCUCCUGUGAACGAGCACGCUGCUAAGACCAGUGCAACAAAUGCCCAGUCUGGAUAUUCACCUUCAGGUGGAUAUCCUCGUCAACCAGCUAGCAAUCCUUAUCAAACGAACAGCAAUCCACCAGCUGGCCCACCACCGUACAAUCCUUCUAUGGGUCAGGGAUACAAUCCUUCGGUUGGUCAAGGUUACCAUCCUUCGGUAGGACAAGGCUACAAUCCUUCGGUAGGAGGAGGGCAUGUGCCCUAUGGAGCACCACCAGCGUACAGUCCACCAGUUGGAGGUGGAUACAAUCCUGGCUUUGGACAGCCAUCUUAUGGACAAUCUUUCAGUCCAUCGAUGGGACAUGUUCCUCAGCAAACCAUUCUAGUACAAUCAGGACAGAAACCUGGCAUCGGACAGCUUGCUAAAGAGGCAUUCGUUUUCGCUGGCGUAAGCGCCGGUGUGAAUGCGGCAGUAAACAGAUUGAUACCAGGAGGAAUCUAUGGCACCAGAGGAGUUUCUGAAGGAGGAGGUGGUGGUGCUGGUGCCGCUCGCACUGAGAUCACUUAUAAUAAUUAUUACAAUAAUGGAACUGCUGUUCCUGCUCCAAGCCCUGAACAAGCUGCUGCAGCUCCCCCUCCAGCACCUGCAGCAGCACCUGCAGCUCCAGCAAUACCUGCACCUCCAGCGGCUCCAGCAGCACCUGAAGCGCCACAAUCUCCACAGACAAACGCGGGUACCAAUAGUGCACCGCCAAGCUCUCCGGAAUCAGCACAGAACAAUCCUAAUCCUCUAGGAUUCGUUACCUCUAACGAUGACAUCAAAAAAUUAACCGAGAGUUUAUUCGAAAAGGAUAAGAACAAUGCUUUCAAGCACAUCACGAUGAACCUGCAAGGACAGAAAAAGGAUGAUAGCACGACCGAUGAUGCUCCUGAACCCUUGUUGACCGUGAAAGAUGAAGCUUAUGAGAUACCUACGAUAAAGGCAGUAUUGCCCUUGUACGACAACUACGAAUUCGAUGUUAAGACGAAGGAAAUUGUUACUGCUGAGGAACGCAAAGAGGAAUCUGAUCUACUCGAGAAAAUUCUUGAAACUGAUGUCAUCAAGGCGACCAUGAAAUUCUUGGCCGAAAAAGGAUAUAUCCCGGAUGACGAGUACGAGUUUAAAGAUUCUUUGAAACGUAUCUGGUUUUCUCAGUUUAAACGAGUCGAUGGAGAUGCAUCAAGUUCUGGCUUUGAAACUGUAUUCUUGGCUGAACAGUUUGAUUCAGAUAUAAUUGGCCUACACAAUUGGAUCUAUUAUGCGAAGCAAGAAGUUGAUAAGAAGCUUAACUAUCUUGGAUAUAUCAAGGAAGUCAAACUUGGCGAUAAAGGAGCGGUUGUGAAGGUACGUUCGUCCUUUAAUGGAAUAGUACAACCUAUCACGACCAUUUUCGUUGGUACGUCACCCGAAUUGGAAUUCGCCUUAUAUACGAUGUGUUUCUUUACUCGUCCAAACAACGCUUGCCCAGUUUCACUCGGAGGUGCUGAGUUCAUGAUCGUUGUGAGCAGAGUAAACUAUUUUGGAAAAGAUAUUCUGAUUUCUGCAUACCCUGACGUCUAACUUAAUUGUAAUCAAAAUGAUAUUUGAUUAUAAAUAUCAAAUCAUUUAUACUGAAUAUACAAGUUUUGUAUAUGUGCUCAUCGUGUAAUGAAACAUUAUAUUCUAGUUAAUACAACAACAUUUUUAAUAACGAAGCGAUAUGACUUCAAUUUUUACUGUAUGUAUAAGUGUUGCAACAAGUUAAAUAAGUUUAUCAAUGAAUAUAAUUUCGUUGCAGCAUACCUGAGUGACCUUUUCGUGUCGUUUUUCUAACUCUGUUAGUUCUAUUAGCGGUAUUAUAGAUGGUCGUCCAUGGGCGCAUCGAGUAGGAAUUUUUGUUCUCUUUAAUAAUUUCAGAAGCCACUUGCAUUCUUUUAAUGUCAGUGGAUCUCCAAAUUUUAUAGCCCCUACAAAAUACUCUAAUAUUAGAUAGUAGCAAACACAAUGUUAUGUACAAAUAAAUGAGAUUGUUAUUCUAUGAAUAUCUAUUAAUAAAAAAUACAUAUCGCAA
This is a messenger RNA of Osmia lignaria (orchard mason bee), 2429 nucleotides long. RefSeq lists its product as uncharacterized. NCBI's taxonomy places the organism in Eukaryota, Metazoa, Arthropoda, Insecta, Hymenoptera, Megachilidae. Gene Ontology annotation, molecular function: RNA endonuclease activity. The record is from RefSeq and is a predicted model, not a curated record.